GAGAAGUGGUCCCCUCGGCGCGGAUUCUUCUCUCGCUCCUCCAGCGACUUCUACCAUCAUCUCCUCGUCUUCUCCAUCCCCGCCCCCUUGUCGCCGCACUACGAAGCGGAUCGUUUUGUAGUUCCAGGCUGUUUCGGGAGGAGUGGAGUCCUCCUCGGGGGGGUGGGGGCUUCGCUCGAAGCGCGCCCCAGCGAGGGAACCGGCUGGAGUUGCCAGCGAUGGGCUGUGGGAACUCCACGGUCACCAGCGCUGGCAGCAAAGGUACCACAGCAACAUCAAAAGUAAUUGAUUCCUGCUCUAUGGAACAUCCUCCCUUCGGAGAUCAGAAUGGCCCAAUUCUGCUAGCCUUUCAUAAGAUGAAUCAGUGUCAGAAGAUGACAAAAGGAGAUUAUGGAGGUGUUUAUGUUGGCUUACCUGUUGCAGCAGCCAAGAUUUCCAGCCAGACAAAAACAGCACCUAAAGGAACCUGACCAGAGAGAACAAUCUGGAGAACAGACUUUUGGGAGACAAAUUCUAAGGGAGAGUCAGCCCAUCAUUUUAUGAGCUUGGAACAGAUGUAGUUAUCUUCAAAGAUCACUCGUUGCCAAGUGAAUUACACAGAAAGAUCGCAUCACGUAAAAAGCCUGAAAGAGCUGGAACCGUGAAUCAAGCGGAGUGCUAAAAUGAAAUGAAAGAAGAAUAAAAUCUUAUGGACAAUUUUGAUGCCAUUUAAUGCUGCAUUAAUUAGUAGAUAUAGGGCAAUUCUGCCCAAGAAUGCAUGCUGCUGUUGCUAAUAUUUUGAAUAACACUUUGCUUCCUGUAUUUUUGAUAGCCUUUUUAACUAAAAAAUAAAUAAAUCUAUUGUUCACUCAA
Pantherophis guttatus is the source of this 852-nucleotide messenger RNA. NCBI's taxonomy places the organism in Eukaryota, Metazoa, Chordata, Lepidosauria, Squamata, Colubridae. The record is from RefSeq and is a predicted model, not a curated record.